AUGGAUCCUUUUAAUUUUAUUGUUUUAUAUUAUGAUCGAAUAUAGGAGAUGAAGAUAUCGGAUUGCUAAAUUUAUAAUAGUUUAAGAAAUCUGAAAUUGAAAUUAGGAGAAUUCUUAAUAAUUCAUGGAAUUGCAUUUAAAGUGUUUUUUUUGAAUCCUUUAGAGGGUCAUCUGAAUUAAACUACAAGAAUUAUAUGCUACCCAAGUGAUUUAUAACAGAAUGUAAGCCUAUAAAAAGUUCAUUUUAUGAAUCUCUCGAAUGAAAAAAGAGAGCUUAUAACUCAACUACCCUUAAAGUUACAUAUUAGUAAAGAUUAACAGAUAAUAGUCAAUGGAACAUUGAUGCAAGCAAUUAAAUGUGUUCCAAAUGAGGGAAUUUUUACUCCAGAAACAUAAUGGAAGAUCAUUAAUUACUAAGACAAUACAAUCGAGGAGAUAUAGUUACUAAUUUAAAAUUAAACAGAUAACAACAAACAAGAGAUAUUUAAAAAAUACAUUCAACCUUAUUUUUUAGUUCCUCGAUUUAUAAAGGAAGGAUCUAAGAUAAAGAUAUAAGAUAUAGAGUUAAUUAUAAAAAAGAGUUAACCGAAAAUGGGAUUAAUUACAUGCAACACCCAGAUUUUUCUUAUUGAUAAUGAAUAAACUAUGUUUAAGUCUUUGAAUGAAGAUGACGAAUAAGCAGGAUUGUAUAUGCAGAUUAACACACUCAAGAUCUUAGAGGUUAACACUGCAUCUAGAAAUCAAUUUGUCCAGAAAAGAAAACAAUUCUAUGGGAUGAUGGAGAACUUUGCUUAAUAUGAUGAUAAAGAGAAUUAAAUUAUCUUUUCUUCAAAGGAUUUAAAUAGUAAAGGCCAAUCUAUUAAUGAGUUCCCUAACUUUCCCAAUACUUUCCUCACUAAGUUACAUAAGGAUAAUGAAGAAAUAGAAAUUGAUCUUAUGGAUUUUGAUGAAUGCAAUUUCGGAGCUGGAUUGCAUGAAUAAAAUAUGAAAUUGUCUUAAAUGACCCUUCCAGUAUUAUUCAAAAAUAUCUUUUAAAAAAAGAAACAUGGAGCAAAUCGAUAAUCUCAAUUGCAAUAGCCUGAAUAACCUAAAAGUGAUGAAUCAUUUCUUGAUUAAUCUUUUGAAUCUGAUGCUAAUGCUUAGUUAAUAAGUGAUGCAUCAUUUCUAAUACAAGAAGAUCAGCCUCAUUUAGCAACUUUGCCUAGAUACUUUGAUGAUAUAGUUUUAUUUAAUUAGUAAAGAUGGUUACCUGUAAUAAACGAUGGAAACAAUAAGAAUUUUAUUCAAUAAUUCCCUGAGAGGAAAAUAGAUCUAAAUUGGAUAUAGAACAAAGGACAAAAUAUCAAUGAGGACUUUUGUAAAUGUAUGAUAUGUUUAAUGGAUUAUACUGAUGAAGAGAUUGUUAAAACAUUGCCAUGCUUGCAUUAUUUUCAUAACGAAUGCAUUGAUUUCUGGCUUGCCAAAAGUAUCAAAUGUCCAGUCUGCAAAUAUAGAUGUGACGAAUAAGUUAAGUUUUGA
Molecule: messenger RNA, 1518 nt
Organism: Paramecium tetraurelia
Lineage: Eukaryota; Ciliophora; Oligohymenophorea; Peniculida; Parameciidae
Exons: 4
Source: RefSeq, a predicted model, not a curated record